AUGACGAAUCUCACAGACACGUCCUCUUCCGCCACGUGGACAGUGGUUGUGACGCGAUUGGGUUUUGUCUUCCGUACGAUGCUCUGCACGGUGACCCUGAAUCCCCACUCAAUUAUUGCUUUAAAGAAUUCUCAAGAGGCCUCCAUCCCAACCCCUUGUGUUGGCCAUCAUGGAAAACGCACCACCCCCUCUCAUCACACCCCCUCCUCCUCUCCCACCACACAACCACCACCGCCAUCAUCAUUCUUUCCCUUCCCUCCUCCGCCACGCGCCUUCAGCCAAAUCACCGUCAUCAACGCGCUGCCUCCUCCUCCGCCGCAGCCACCCUUCCCGGACUCCUCCAGCUCUGUCGAUUUGUCCCCUCUUGAAUUCCUUCUCGCCCUUAUCGCCGUCGUCACCAUCCCCGCCUUAAUCUACACCUUCAUCUUCGCCGUCAAGUGUCCAUCUCGCCAUCGCCGGCAUCCGGACGAAACUUCUGGAGGACCACCCUCCGUAGUCUCUGAACCUGUUUCACAUGAUGCAGGAGAUGCUGCUGCGGUGGUCUCCGACGUCAAGUACCAGAAGGACGCCCAUGUGAAGGAGAUCGGCAGCGAGUGCCCCGUUUGCCUGUCGGUGUUCGUCGAAGGCGAGGAGGUCCGGCAGCUCAGUGUGUGUAAGCAUUCGUUCCACGCUUCUUGCAUCGACAUGUGGCUCAGUAACCACUCCAAUUGCCCGAUUUGCCGUGCCACCGUCACCGUUAAGCGGCCAAACACGGCGGCUCCGCCGAGAAAUAACGGCGAUCUACAACAAGGUCUGCCUGAUGCCUCUUCUUUGGUUUGAGUCAUUUCUUCGUCUACCUUCCUCUCCAAUUCAACCAAAUCUUCAGAUUGUUCAUCACUUCUUUUAAAUUUUUCUCGUCAAAAUUGUGGGGUUUGAGCUUCGAAUCUUUAUACUGGCUAGUGAGGAAGUUAAAUUUUCCUAAGAAAAUUGAAGUUCAAACUUCAAACCAAGGAGAGUUAGGAUUUGGGAAUGGUUAUCACGAGAAUUUUGACUGAGCUUGAGCGCUUCAAUUGUUACACCAGAUGUGUAUCUGUUAACUAGCCGGAAAUCGAAGGAUUUUCCCAGAAAAGUUAAACUCAGUUUGGAGUUCAAACUGAAUCAUCAAGUCUGCCGGGGAAAUUCUUAGCCUUCCGAUUUAUCAGCCGUUAAUUGUUGUUCUUAAGAUUUUGGGGUUUGAGUGGUUUAAUUUCCCAGUCCGAGAGAAAGUGAAGGGAUUUUCCUGAAAAUUGGAGUUCAAUAUCAAGCCAUGGAAAGUUAGAAAUUGAUAUUUCUGUGUUAUCCAUACAUAUUAAGCUCUCCAAAACUUUUAAAACUCAAAAUUGCUAGUUAAUUUGUACGUAGUGUUAUACCAUAUAAGUCUCACUCUUUUUAAUAAACAAGAUUGUAGAAUGUGAUUAAUUAUUGGAAGCUGAUUUUCACA
Molecule: messenger RNA, 1459 nt
Organism: Neltuma alba
Lineage: Eukaryota; Viridiplantae; Streptophyta; Magnoliopsida; Fabales; Fabaceae
Product: RING-H2 finger protein ATL33-like
Exons: 3
Coding region: 1-819 (272 amino acids)
Biological process (GO): protein ubiquitination
Molecular function (GO): transferase activity
Source: RefSeq, a predicted model, not a curated record